Messenger RNA from Catharus ustulatus (Swainson's thrush), 1682 nucleotides. RefSeq names its product E3 ubiquitin-protein ligase RNF26-like. The coding region runs from base 88 to 1479 and encodes 463 amino acids. The record is from RefSeq and is a predicted model, not a curated record. Gene Ontology annotation, biological process: protein ubiquitination; ubiquitin-dependent protein catabolic process. NCBI's taxonomy places the organism in Eukaryota, Metazoa, Chordata, Aves, Passeriformes, Turdidae. Gene Ontology annotation, molecular function: ubiquitin protein ligase activity. The transcript has 2 exons.
GGGCUGUCGGGGCUGUCGGGGCUGUCGGGGCUGUCAGGACCUUCGGCCCCGGUGCAGCUCGGGCAGGCGCUGGGCGUUGGCACCUGGAUGCUGAUGGACCCUGGCACAGUGUGCGUGGCUGGCGCACGGAGCCUCUCUACACUGCUCGCUGCCCUCUGGGACUCGCUGGCUGGGUCUGUUCUCAGUGCCAGGGAACUGCUGGCCCCGUUCCUGGCGCACGUGGCCACUACAGCCCCUGCCGUGGCCAUCCGACUUUGGCUGCACUUCCAGCACCUCUAUUCUGCCACUGUGGUCUUCAUCAAUGUCUACUUCGUCGUCUACAACCUGGCUGUUGUGUGUCACAGUGGUGCCCAGAGCCUCCACACGCUGUUUGUCACCCUCUGGGACUCACUCCCCCGUCUCAUUUUCGGGGUCACUGACCUACUGGCAGUAUUCCUAGCACAUGUGUCCAGUGGUGCCAUUGCCAUAUCCAUGCUGCUCUGGUGGCCCUGCCACAUGGUCUUUCAGCUCCUCUGCUUCAUCACCAAGGUCUUCAUCAGCAUCUGGGUUCUGGUCAGCAACCAGGUCAAGAGCCUGCUCAGCCUGUGCCUGAUGGGCAGUCAGUACCUGUCCACACUGCUGGCCAUCCUCUGGGACUUUCUGUCCAGUCAGAUUCUCAGGGUCACCAGCGUGCUGGUGAUGGUCCUGGCGUACGUGUUCAGGGUCCUGUUUUUCCUGCUGUGGUUGCCCUUCCAGCUGGUUGUCCUGCUCCACUCCUUCACCACACAGAUCAUCACCAGCAUCUUCCUUGUCGGUGUUUACAUGCUGGGGUCGCCCUUGCGCAUUGCAUUUUCCAUUGUCAUUUUCAGAUUCAUUUACUACAAACGGGAGCUGCUGUGGGUGCUGGCAGUGCAGGCGCUGCACUCCUUCCACCGCCGGCAGUGGGAUGUGAGGUGGCUCUGCCAGGUGACUGUGUGGAAACUGGGCAUGAUGACCCUGGGCAUGGCCAUAAUGACCCUGGGCAUGGCCGGGUGGACCCUGUGGGUGGCCAUGACCUCCCAACCCUGGCACAGGAUGGUGGACUGGGUCGUGGAGGUGACCAGCAGGAGCCAAGCAGGCAGGAUGAUGACCCAUGGAAGGAACCAGCUAAAUGCAGGGCAGGGGCCACAGCCACGUGCUGCUCUGAGCCAUCCCCAGACACCCAGGGAGGAGCCAGGCACGUCCUGGUGGAAAGCCCCAAGGAAACAGCAGCUGAAUGCGACAACCAGGAACGCUGAGGGAACCCCCGACAACGACCCCUGGGUGCUGCUGAAAGAACAAGAGGAGCGUAAGAAAUGUGUCAUCUGCCAGGACCAGACCAAGACAGUCCUGCUGCUGCCCUGCAGGCACCUGUGCCUGUGCCAGGAGUGCACAGAGGUGCUCCUGCAGCAGGACAUCUACCAGCGCAACUGCCCCCUGUGCCGCCAGGUGAUCCGGGACACUGUCACCGUCUACCUGUGAGCCCACAGGAGGUUUUGGACUGUUUUCCCAGGAAUUCAAGGGCACUCCUGUCUGCACUUCCCAGAGCUGCCAGGAGCAGCUUCCAAAGAACUGGAUGGUGCUGGAAGGGCAGAACACUGUGGGGUGUCUGCUGGUCUCAUUUGCUGCCUAACUAGGUUGUAGCUCUUGCUAGCAAGCACAAUACUGAUCUCUGCAGCAAGCUG